This is a messenger RNA of Centruroides sculpturatus (bark scorpion), 1486 nucleotides long. Its product is annotated as rhodopsin-like. The record is from RefSeq and is a predicted model, not a curated record. Gene Ontology annotation, molecular function: G protein-coupled receptor activity. Gene Ontology annotation, cellular component: membrane. Bases 218 to 1384 code for a protein of 388 amino acids. Gene Ontology annotation, biological process: G protein-coupled receptor signaling pathway. NCBI's taxonomy places the organism in Eukaryota, Metazoa, Arthropoda, Arachnida, Scorpiones, Buthidae. The transcript is spliced from 2 exons.
GCGUAUGAGCUCGUGCGGUCUUUAUAGUGGCGACCCACCCUCGUAGGUGAUGAGACAGACCCUGCUUUUCGGGCUCGGGAGUCUCUGCUACUGGCAGCUACAUCUUCACUACACACACGAUAACGCAAACGUCUGGAAACGGGGAGAGACAGACAGACAUGCAACUCUAUCCUGAAGUCAAACUCCUCUUCCUACUCCAAAGAUAUCAUUAAAGAGUAUGCCAUUUACAUUUUACGUGAUCAGUUCGACCAUCGCUUCUGGCAUAGGAAUCAUUUUCAAUGGUUACAUACUCUUUGUAUUGUUAUGGCACAGAAGUCUACAAACGGCUAACAACGUGCUGUUACUACAUUUAGCCUUUGUGGAUUCGUUUUAUUGUGUUGUGAUCUUGGUAUCGAACUCGGUCGUCGGUUCGUUUGUAGAUUCUACAAUUUGCAACGUGUUUGGAUUCGUCUGGACUCUACUACCCACCGUUGUGGUAUGGACCGUAUGUGGACUCAGCUGUGACAGAUAUGCGGCCAUAUCGUCACCCCUACACUAUUCUAGACUCGUCAACAGCAGGAAGGCAGUAUAUUUCGCGGCAGUAUCGUGGUUUUUGGGUUCAAUUCUGGCCGUUCCACCCUUUAUAGGAAUCUGCCAUUACGAUUACAGGGAUUCCAGACUGUACUGCUCCGCAUCCUGCACCAGUGGUAACGUGUUCGAGACCAGUUACGUUAUCGUCUACACCGUCAUAUCUGUGAUUUUACCAUUACUAAUCAUCCUGAUCUCCAACUUGCACAUACUCAUGAUUGCCAGAUACCAUAGGCACAGGAUCGUCUCGGCCAUAUACGAAGUAACACUACGAGCUCAGGCAACGGUAACGCAUCAACGUAACCCGUGCUACUUAUCGAAAUUCAAGGGAAGGAAUGCUUUUUUGACUAUUUUACAACUAGUCGGAUCCCUAACCAUUUUCGCGCUACCAUACUUCAUCAUUAUGGUAUGGGAGGUGCUGUCUUGUAGUUUUGCUGAGCCCAAUUUAGUGGCAACGGUUACUGUACUUCUAACCUGCAUGCCACCCGUUAACGCAUACGUGUAUGGUGUCAAGAGCAGAGUCUUGAGGCAGACACUAAAAAUACUACUACAAAGACACCUGUACAAGAAAGAAGCCACGCGAGAAGUCAGGAGGAGAUUAAUAGUGGCACCACUUAAUCUAUCCAGAAGGUAUUCUGUACCAUCCAAUACACAGGUGACUACACCGAACACGAGUACGGCAAAUACAUGUGAGAAGAGAUUAGACAGAAGAUUAAGUCUACCGGAUAGCAAAAAUGACGUAAAAGUAUCGACUGUAAGUAAAAUCAAGCUUCCUACCUGUGACGAAGAAGUCAGAAACGACACGGAAUGCCUUUAAGAAUAUCCAAAAAAAAAAAAAAAGAAAAUUCAAACAUAAUCAUGCUUAUGGGUGCUACAUGCGUUACGUGAAGAUUCUACACACUUAAAUCUAACAAAAAAU